Messenger RNA from Plasmopara halstedii, 330 nucleotides. RefSeq lists its product as uncharacterized. Bases 80 to 301 code for a protein of 73 amino acids. The transcript has a single exon. Lineage: Eukaryota; Oomycota; Peronosporomycetes; Peronosporales; Peronosporaceae. The record is from RefSeq and is a predicted model, not a curated record.
GCAGAUUUAACCCUCCUCCGCACGGAAGUAAAAGCGACUUUGGCGCGAGCCUGAAGCUGCGUUAGCUUCAGUACAUCACAUGAAAAGAUCCAAAAUCGACCCGCACCAUAGCUUUGUGAGUACACUUGAAACAUCUGGAGAUGAGGAAUAUUAUUUAACAAAAGAUCAAAAUAUUCCGACCAUAUUGCAUCGAAAUUUAGGAGAAAUAAAGAAUUCAGUCGCUUAUGUUGGUAGAACAGGGUUCAUUGUUUUUCAUGGACACAAAUUUUACGAUGCGAGCGAUAUGGAGCUGGUGAUGUAGUUGGAUGUGGCAUUUUGUUCGAUACAAAC